This is a messenger RNA of Suillus subalutaceus, 1479 nucleotides long. RefSeq lists its product as uncharacterized. Gene Ontology annotation, biological process: regulation of transcription by RNA polymerase II. The record is from RefSeq and is a predicted model, not a curated record. Lineage: Eukaryota; Fungi; Basidiomycota; Agaricomycetes; Boletales; Suillaceae. Gene Ontology annotation, cellular component: nucleus. The transcript is spliced from 7 exons. The coding region runs from base 65 to 1312 and encodes 415 amino acids.
UGUAAAUUCAAGCUUGCUUCUACUCCACUUCCAUAAUUUAUAAGUAGGCAGCAGGCCGAUUAGAAUGUCGCUUUUGUUGUCAUCGACGACAGUCCUUGGGAAACGCAAAGCCAGUGGCACUAGAUAUGUUUUACACAUUUCUGCGAGUCCACAACCCGAGCCAUCGACUUCAACUGCGAAUCUUGCUGUCCGCGAUACCCCAGAGCCUUCCUCAAACAAAGCCCGUCAUCCUUGCACGUAUUCUGUAUGCACAAAGUCCUACUCCAAAGCUUGUAGGUUAGCAGAGCACAUAAGGUCCCAUACAGGACGUCCCUACGUCUGCACGACUUGUCAAAACACAUGCAAAAGCCAUCUUCCUGAGUCGUCUGGACCCUCCAGCACCUCCAUGUGCACGAGAAUACGCACAUGCACGGUAGAGGGGUGCGACGAGGUGUUUGCCAAGCACCAUCAGCUGCGAUCUCAUACCUGCCAAGCACACUCACCCCCAGGUACGAAAUCUUACAUGUGCACACACCCAGGGUGCACUAAAUCGUUCGAUACGAACCAGAAGCUUAAAGGUCACGUCAAGACUCAUGACGAUAAACGUUACACGUGUGCACACCCAAAUUGCCUACCUUCAUCCAACGCUGACCCGACAUAUUACCCGACAUGGACGUCCCUCCAGGCUCAUAUACGCGAGACCCACCCUCCAACGUGCAUGCAUCCCUCGUGCAACAGACGAACCUUCGCUUCCCAACACAAUCUACGCGUUCAUCAGAAACUACACGAACAACAAGAGCUAGAAGCCGUACUAGCAGACAUGAAGGCCCUCACGACGCACAACAAUGUGAUUCAUCUGGGCCACAGAAAUCAUGUUUGCCCACAUCAACAUUGCUCCAGUGCCUUUGGCUACAAAAAACUCCUCGAAAGGCAUCUAGCCAAGAUCCAUAGCACAAAGAGCGAUCAAUCUGUCACAGAUCUGUCUGAGUCAGACGGCGCCACAACUACCGACAGUGAUACUGACUGUUCCGACAACGAACCGGCAGACUCAGCUGCGCACUUGAGUAUCGAUCGCAUCACCGGACAUACUUACUCCCUCCGCACUCGCAUGCCAACGUCAAAAACCAUACGGUGUCCAUACCCAAACGUCGAGGACCUACUACUAUUGCCUCCGGAAACACCGUUUUCCGGCUCUUCAGUGCACUGCGAUCACAUCUUAACUCGCGCAUAUGAUCUUCGUCGACAUUUGAAGGCCGAACAUGGACUCGUUGGGGACAAGAGCAAGGUGGACUCUUGGGUAAGAUCGCAUAGAGGCAACGCUCAGAGAUCUUGAUAUCUGUCUGUUAUGGGAGAUGUCCUGUCCAGUGUUGUUCAGCUUUUCGAUGUUUCCAUUUCAUACCCUUCUUGAUGUGGGAAGCUGAUGUUUGUUUUCUCUCGAGUCUGGGGAAUGGAGGGUAGGGAUGGUGUAAAUGCACGCAAAUAUAGUGUUUGCGAUGCGUC